AUGACGUGGGGUUGGCGAAAACUUCUCUCCAUUCGUAGUCUAGUUCGGCCGUUUAUAUGGAAAAAGAUUCGAAGUGGAGCUCAAACGAAUGCAUGGAGUGACAACUGGUGCCAAUUCAGUCUUUUAAACUCGUUUAUUUCUCCUCGGGUUAUUGCGAAUGCAGGUUUUAACUUGCAAUCUUCUGUCAAUUCGUUGGUGGAUGAUCACGGCCAUUGGAGGUGGCCGCAAGCCUGGCUUGAUUUGUUUCCGGUUUUGAUCAAUAUUGAAACUCCCGCUCUAACGCAUCAAAUAGAAGACAACCUGAUAUGGAAAGACCUCGAGGGUAAUCAGCAACAAUUCAGUUUGAAAGAAGUAUGGAAUAACAUUCGGAAUAGCAACGCUAUAGUGAAUUGGGCAAAUCUUAUUUGGUUUGCGCAGUGUAUUCCCCGACAUUCAUUCCAUAUGUGGCUCGUCAUAAUGAACAAGUUAAGUACACAGGACCGGUUACGGGCAUGGGAAGUGGGAAGUGAAACAAACCGUCGGCUGAUGUGCUAUCCACUUUGUAAGCAUGAUCGAGACUCAAGGGACCAUUUGUUUUUCCAAUGUUCUUUUGCGGCUCAAGUGUGGAACAAUGUAAAGGUAAUGGUUGAUUUGAGUAGUGUCAAUGACUCAUGGGACCCCGUUAUGGACUGGAUGAUUCAGCAUGCUAACACAAAGAAGAUUGAACACAUUAUUUGUAAGCUGGUAAUAGCGGCAUCAACAUACUUCAUUUGGCAGGAAAGAAAUGCUCGUCUGUUCACUCCGAAUCAAAACAGUGUUUCUGGGAUAACGGAAAAAAUAAUGAAUAUUGUCAGGCUUCGCGUGAUGGGAUUCAAGGCUACAAAGGAUGCUAACUUUACAAAGUUGAUGAGGAAAUGGAAGAUUCCGAUUCUAGAAAACAAUAAUGGCAUGGGCUAG
Molecule: messenger RNA, 936 nt
Organism: Helianthus annuus (common sunflower)
Lineage: Eukaryota; Viridiplantae; Streptophyta; Magnoliopsida; Asterales; Asteraceae
Exons: 1
Coding region: 1-936 (311 amino acids)
Source: RefSeq, a predicted model, not a curated record